Molecule: messenger RNA, 4094 nt
Organism: Gossypium arboreum
Lineage: Eukaryota; Viridiplantae; Streptophyta; Magnoliopsida; Malvales; Malvaceae
Product: glycine-rich cell wall structural protein-like
Exons: 1
Coding region: 3395-3871 (158 amino acids)
Source: RefSeq, a predicted model, not a curated record
ACAAUUUGUACUCUAUUUAAGAGAAAGUACAGAAGGUAAAUGAAAGGAACUGAUCGUACAUUUUCAAAGAAAUACUCCGGCAAUACGACUUUCUCCGAUGAUAACGGUUUUGUCAUGGGGUUUAACAGUGACUCGACUACUUCCGGCUUCUUUAUUGAGCCCUUUUUGCUUCAUUACAUCUCUCAACUUAUCAACAGAAUCCCAUCUUCCAAAUGCUGCAUAGAAAUUCGAAAGAAGCACGUAAUUGCUGGGCUUAUCCGGUUCCACUUCCAACAGACGCUUCGCGGCAAUCUCGCCUCUGGCAAUAUCUUGAUUAAGACUACAAGCGUUUAGCAAUGCUAUCCAAACUGCUGCUGUAGGGUUUGUACCAUUCUUAACCAUACCAUCAAAGAGAGACCAUGCCUCGUCUAUUCGACCAGCUCGACCUAAAACAUCAAUGAAGCAAGCAUAAUGUUCUCGAUCCGGGUCAAGACCAUACUUCUCCCUCAUUAAAUGAAAACACUUUCGGCCUUCUUCAACUAGCCCAGAAUGCCCACAAGCAGAUAAAACAGCAAGAAAUGUUACAGAAUUGGGCAUAACUCCAUUUCUGUUCACCUCCAUCUGCUUGAAUAACUCGAGAGCUUCAAUCCCAUAUCCAUGACUACCAUACGCAUCGAUCAUGCUCGUCCAUGAAACCACGCAUUUGUUUGAAAUCCCAUCAAACAAUGAUCUUGCAUACAAAAUCUUCCCGCACUUUGCAUACAUAUCCAAUAUAGCAUUACAUAAUUGGGUAUCAUCGGUGAACCCAAAAUGUAAUGACAGACAGUGAAUUUGCUUUCCAAUCCACAAAUCGGAGUUUUCAGAGCAAGCUCCUAGAGCACUAGUAAGUGCAACUACAUUGGGUCUCAUUUUACUCAUAAUCGAAAAUGCCUCUUUGUACCUUCGAUUUUUAAUGCAGCCACUGAUCAAAGAAUUGCACAUUACAUUGUCUUUUCUAUCUUUUAAACUGGAGAAAACUUUCAGGGCAUCGUUAAUACGUUCCAUAUCCGAGUAAAAGUCGACGAGAGCAGUACUCAGAAUCACUAAAUCACGACCAAACACAACAACCAAACCAUGAAUCUGCUUUCCUUGUGCAAUAGCCUUCAAAGAAGAACAAGCUUUUAACACAGAACACAACGUAAACUCGCUAAGCCUCACUCUUUCUCUUCUCAUUCUUGCAAAAACAUGAAGUGCAUCUUUAGCAAGACCAUGCCUCAAAAAGCUCGAAAUCAUAGCAUUCCAAGUCACAACAUCCUUCAGUUCAAUUUCUUCAAACGCCCUAACCGAGUCACCCAAGCAUCCAUACUUGGAAUACAGGUUCAUUAGUGCAGUUUUGGCUACCGUUCCGGCAUCCACGCCUGUUUUAAUCAUUAGUCCAUGCACUUGCUUUCCAUAUUUCGUGCCCGGCAAAGCAGAGCAGGCACUCAAAACCGGGGUAAUGGUGUACGCAUUAAGGUCACAGCAUGAAAAAUGCAUGUGACAAAAGAGAGCCCAUGUUGCUUGAACGUUGCCACUGCGAAAAUACGAGGCAAGUCGAACAUUAAAUGAACUGAUAUCCCCAAGAGGCAAUUCUUCAAGCGAGUGGCGGAUGUGGGCAUAACGUUUAUGAAGCUUUUUAACGGGGACUUUGAUUGAAGCAAUCGCUCGAAGGUUCCUGACUUGAUAACUAAGAUAAUCAAUGCAACGACGAGAUACAGACAUAAAUCCGUGAGACUAGGUCGCUUAGCCUAAGAAACUGCAAUUUAGGCGAAAAAUGUUUAAUUGUAGUUACAGAUUCCAAAAAGUUAAAAUACCUAAACCCAAAGAUUCAAACUUUUAAUCGUUUAGGAAAAUCUUUGAUGGCAAAACAAAACCAAAAUCAAACAGGAGAGACAAGAUCCCAUAUCAAAUAUGAAAAAAACCAUUCUUCAUGAACCAAAUAUAUAUAUAUAUAUAUUCAGGCGGGAAGCAUUGAGAGAAGAUGGAGGGGAGAGUAAACGAGAAGAUUGACCUUGGAUCCUAAUAAAAUCCAUCGAAAAUGAGCCCGCAGCCACCACCUGGAUUCAAUUCAUGGAAGGUUGGGUCCAGUUCUGCGACAAUUAAGCCCGGCCCUUAACCUAGCUGCCUAAUCUACCUUAUGCCUCCAUUACACCCUAAAUCUUCUCUUUUUUCUUUUCGUGAUUUGAUCAUUAUUAUAUUUUGAGACCAUUUUUCCAUGUAAUAUGGGAAAUCAUGCCACAGUACAACCGUUCAUUGAAUAAAUGAAAUAAUAAGUUGGUAGGUGGGCGAGUCUUUACUAAUUAGUGGCGGUAUGUGUUUAAGUUGUCUGCCAAAUGGCAGGGCCCGUCAUUUUCAAGAGAUUAUGCCUAAUAAUGUUAACAAUAUGUAAUGGUUGCAAGGACAAGGCUUAAUGAUUCAAUGUUUCCCCUACUUGGAAGAUUUUGGUAUCUUUAAGACAAAGGGUGAUGACCUUGGCACACUAGCUAUAAUUGAGUAGGUGAGGGAAAUAAAUAUCGGAUCAUGCCUCAAUGUGUGUGUUAUACUACACGAUGCUCUCCUUGUCUGACUUUUUGUUAAGAUUUGGCUGUGGUAUUCAAUGAUUCCAACAACUUUGUCAAAUUUUUCGUAAAUUUUAUUUAUUGAAGAAUCAGAUUUUGAUGCAAGUACAUACAGAUAUGUCUGAAAAUGAAAUGAGAUACCAUGCAUUAAUGUGCAGCAGCAAGCUCCAAUUGCUAAGCCCAUUGAAAAAGCUCAUAAAUCAGAAAAAGAUGCAGAGCAUCGGUUCAAUGGUUCCUUUUUGAAGCAAUGGUAACCCUUUCUCAAUCCAUCAGCAUCACUGCUUCCUUUUUAAGUAGAAACUAAUAUUGCCCAAGUUGUCUUAAUCGCAUGGCUAAAUCCUGUGUGUCGAAAACCUUUAUGAAAUCAUCAAGUUGUUUUAUGUGACAUUUUCUUUAAUCUUUUCCAUAGUCAAACAUGUAAGAAGAAAAUCAAUGCCAUGAGCCCAUCGCCAAUUGGUAAGAUACGUGGUAGUAAUUUAAUCGGGUUUCAUUCUUUAAUAGGGCAUUCUAAAUGUUGACUAACAUGACUUUUAACACUAUCAUCAAGAAAACAAAUAAAAUUAAGAUAGGGUCAUAAUUGAGCCCCAACCAACACCUACUCAUUCAUGGAGGGAGGAGGGGAGGCCCUCAUCUGUCACCAACUCCCCCUCUUUUCCCUCCAUAAAUGGCUUACUAUCAUCAUUCAUCCCACCACUAACGCAUUAAAAUAGCAAAGUAUUCCUUCACCAUAACACUCUCCUCUCCUCUCCUCUCCUCUCCAUACUUUGAAAGAAAAAAAGGUUUUCUCAAAGCGAAAAUCCUCCCAAAACUGGAUUAAGAAGAGCAAAAGAAAAAAAAAAAUGAACCCCAAGAGCACCUUCAUGUUGGCUGUUCUGCUACUUACAGCUUCACUAACUGCAGCAGCUAGGCCAGAGUCAUUUGAACCUUUAUCAUCUGAGCAAAAGGACAACAAAGGCAGCGGCAAACCAGGCAGCCAAAACAACAAAGGUAGUGGUGGAAACACUGGUGGGAUGGGAGGCUUCUUCGGUCCAGGGCCUGGAUUUGGAUUGCCAGGGUUUGAAAAAGGGUGGGGAAAUGGGAUCGUAGGCGGUGGCUAUGGAGCUGGCUUCGGAGGUCCUACCGGAGGGUACUCAAAAGGUGGUGUUAUUAGAACUACGGUUGUUUGCAAAGAAAAAGGUCCUUGUUUUAACAAGAAGCUAACCUGCCCUGCUAAGUGCUUCACCUAUUUUAGGCGGUCGGGAAAAGGUUACGGUGAGGGUGGCGGUGGCGGUGGCUGCACCAUGGAUUGUAAGAAAAAAUGCAGUGCUUACUGUUAAGAGGGUACCAUACAGUAUAAGUACUUGCUAUAUCGUUUAAUAUCUAGUUGCUAAACCAUGUAUGAUUAUAUAUGAGAAGCAUCGAGUAGCUUUUAUUAAAAGUUAAAUAAUAUACAUAUUUAAGGGGGUAUAUUUAAUGUUGUAAGAGUUCUCUGUUUUUAUUUUUAGAAUGAGCUUUCCCUGCAUGAAUUGAAAUAAACAAUAAAGAAAGAAAAUAAUAAAA